Molecule: messenger RNA, 774 nt
Organism: Parastagonospora nodorum SN15
Lineage: Eukaryota; Fungi; Ascomycota; Dothideomycetes; Pleosporales; Phaeosphaeriaceae
Exons: 1
Coding region: 1-774 (257 amino acids)
Biological process (GO): peptidyl-proline hydroxylation to 4-hydroxy-L-proline
Cellular component (GO): endoplasmic reticulum
Molecular function (GO): L-ascorbic acid binding; iron ion binding; procollagen-proline 4-dioxygenase activity
Source: RefSeq, a predicted model, not a curated record
AUGUUCGCAUAUACGCUCUCCAUCACGACCCUGGCAGUACUAGCUUCAGCAAUGACGUCAAAAAAUAAUUCAUCAUGUCCAGAACAUCUCUACAAAACCCAUGUUUUCUCCACUGACCCGCUCGUAAUUUACAUACCCAACUUCAUCACGCCUGAAGAGUCUGAACAUCUCCAAACCGUCUCCGCCGGAAAAUUCACCUCCUCUCAAAUCGCCGACAGUAGCGGCCAACAACAUCUCGCCAGCACACGCAAGUCCCAAUCAACAUCGCUAGAAAGCGAUGAAGUGGUCCGCUGCAUCGAACAACGCGCCCUAGAGUUCCAAGGCUUCGAUACCAAGCGCGAAAGCCUUGAACCACUCCAAUUGGUAAAAUACGGCGAGUCACAAGAAUACCACUCGCACACAGACUGGUUCACAUCUCCCGCCCAAGCCACUGCCGAGUAUGGCGGAAACCGACAGUCUUCGUUCUUCGUCUAUGUUCAUGCAUCUGAUGAUAUCGUUGGCGGCGGGACGCAAUUUCCUCUCCUUGAUGCGCCCGAAGAUGAGCGGUGGUGCGCAUAUGUCAAUUGCGAUGCGGAAAUGAAGGAUGGGGUUGUGUUUAGACCGGUGCAGGGGAAUGCGGUGUUUUGGCGGAAUAUGAAGGAUGGAGGGAAGGGGUUGGUUGGGGAUAGGAAAACGGUGCAUGCGGGAUUGCCGGUGCAGAGAGGGAGCAAGAUGGGCAUGAAUAUUUGGACGAGAGAGGGGGAGCUGGAUGAGAAGUUCAGAGUGGCGGCAUAG